Messenger RNA from Dujonia railenensis, 363 nucleotides. NCBI's taxonomy places the organism in Eukaryota, Fungi, Ascomycota, Pichiomycetes, Serinales, Debaryomycetaceae. The record is from the annotation of a GenBank genome assembly.
AUGUCUGACUUAGGAAGAAAGAACGUAUCCGACAAGGUUGCUGAAAAGAUCACCCCAGAUUCAGAAAAGACUACCUUCGAGAAGGCUUCUGAAGCAGCUACUGGAGCUGCUGACAAGGUUGCUUCCUCCAUCACUCCAGAUAACCAGAAGUCUUUCACUCAAUCUGUUUCUGACAAUAUCCAAUCUGGCCACGAUGAUGCUAAGACUGCUGUCAACAAGGACCAACAAACCCUCGCUGAAACUGCUUCCGAAUACCUUGAAACCGCUAAGGAAGAAGUUACAAAGGCAGCUAACUACGUCUCUGGUGUUGUCACUGGUGCUACCGAAGGUGCUAAGACUGCAUCUGAAGAUGCUAAGAAGUAA